UGACUUGACAGUAACAAUUUUUACACGUGAGGCGCAUCACUUGGAACUACCUUGGCGGGAACUAGCUGCUCUGUCUUCCUAGAUCCUCUCUUCUCGAUCUCCAAAGUGAAACCCAGAUUCUCCUGCUCAACAAUGGUGAACCUCACAAGUGGAGCUCUAACGGCCAUCCUUGAGGAACGUCCUCCGGAGAAGCCUGUUGUCCAAGUGCUUAACAUGAAAAAGAUAGUUUCUCAAACUAACGCCCCUGAGAGGUGGAGGCUGCAAAUAUCAGACGGCAAUCACUAUCAGCCAUGUAUGAUGGCUCCCCAACUAAACUCUUUAGUCACUGACAAUAAAAUCCACAAAUUCUGUGUCAUCCGGAUGGACAGAUACAUCUGCAACAUCGUCCAUGGAAGGAAGAUCAUCAUCCUCAUCCAGACGAGUGUUGUUAAGGCAGCUGAAGAGGUUGGAGGUCGUGCCCUUGGUGACCCCCAGAUCCUCAACCUAGUGACAACAGUCGAGCCUUCCCCAGGACAAAAUGGCCGACCCGCCCCAGCCACCUUAAGCAAACCAGGUGUCAAUGGUGGUGGCCGUGGUGAUAGUGGUGGUCCUGCAACUGGAGCCUAUCACAACACUGCUCCUCCUUCUCGGCCUGCCUUCGGUGGUGCAUCAGUAUUGACCUCCCCUGGGGGGACGCCCCUCUCGUCGAGAAACAUCAUCCCCAUCACCGGUCUGAACCCCUACCAAAAUCGAUGGACCAUCAAAGUGCGUGUGUCCUCUAAACCAGCCAUUAGAACAUGGAGCAACUCACGGGGAGAGGGGAAAGUGUUCAACGUGGACCUCGUUGAUUCCACAGGAGAUGUGAGAGCGACCGCUUUCUACGACUUGGCUGACAAGAUGCAUAGUCUCUUUGAGUUGGGAAAGGUGUACUACAUCAGUCGUGGUCGCCUCAAGCCAGCGAACAGGUCCUUCAACACCACCAGCUGUGAGUACGAGAUCACGCUCAACGAGGAUAGCGAGGUCGAGCCGUGCAUGGAGGUGGACACCAGUCUUCCCACCAUAACAUACAACUUCGUACCCAUCGACUCAGUGCAAGGAGUGGAGCCAAACUCUGUCAUAGAUGUGAUUGGCGUGUGCAGAGAUGCCUCCGACCUCACCACCAUUGUCACCAAGGCCAGCAAGACAGUUUCCAAGCGUGAUGUCCACUUGGUCGACCGCUCUAACCAUGUCGUCAACUCCACGCUGUGGGGGGCCGAAGCCGAGGGAUUUGAGGAUGAUGGGAAAUUUCCUGUAAUUGCUAUCAAGGGGGCGAGAGUGUCCGACUUUGGGGGGCGGUCCCUCAAUGUAGGGUUCAACAGUGUACUGACGAUUAACCCUGACAUCCCUGAGGCUCACCAACUCAGGGGGUGGUUUGACAACUUUGGAAAGAACGUGGAGACUACUUCAAUCUCUGAAUCUCGUGCUGGAGGAACCAUGCAGACAGCCUUUCUCACUCUGAGCCAAGUGAAGGAGCUGAACCUUGGACAGAGGGAGAAACCCGACUACUUCUCUGUGAAAGCCUCUGUUGUGUUUGUCAAGAAGGACAACUGCCUCUACAAGGCCUGUCCAUCUGCUGAGUGCAACAAGAAGGUCACUGAGGACAACAUGGGUGGCUAUUUCUGUGAGAAGUGUAAUCAGAGCUUCCCCGAGUUCAAGUACAGGAUGAUCCUUUCGAUCAACACAGCUGAUCACUCUGAGAGCCAAUGGAUGACGUGUUUCCAGGACACCGGCUCAGAGAUCCUGGGCAAGUCCGCUCAGGAGCUAGGAGAACUGAGAGAGGCAGAUGAGAAUGCUUUUGACAACCUCUUCCAGCAUGCCAACUUCAAGGAGUUUGUGUUUCGAGCCCGAGCCAAGAUGGACACUUACAAUGAUGAGCAGCGGCUCAAGUGCUAUUGUGUGAGCGUGGCUUCUGUCAAUUUUGUGCAGGAGACACGAAGGAAUAUUGAGCUCAUCAACCAGAUGAUGUGAAUUGCUCGAUCCCUGGAGGGUCAUCAAGACAAGGACUGUGUUUAACUGUCAUGAACUUCUCCACUAUAUGAUGCAACUUUUGAUUACUUGUGUUGAAUGAUUUGCAUUUAUCUUGCUAUACACGGCUUAUUAUUAUUGCCAUGA
Halichondria panicea is the source of this 2130-nucleotide messenger RNA. Its product is annotated as replication protein A 70 kDa DNA-binding subunit-like. The transcript has 14 exons. NCBI's taxonomy places the organism in Eukaryota, Metazoa, Porifera, Demospongiae, Suberitida, Halichondriidae. Gene Ontology annotation, molecular function: damaged DNA binding; single-stranded telomeric DNA binding. Gene Ontology annotation, biological process: meiotic cell cycle; DNA replication; double-strand break repair via homologous recombination. Bases 133 to 1986 code for a protein of 617 amino acids. The record is from RefSeq and is a predicted model, not a curated record. Gene Ontology annotation, cellular component: DNA replication factor A complex; nucleus.